AUGUCUAGAUUUCAACAGAAGCGGUGGGGUAGCGACACCAUAAGCCCCUGGAAUAUAAGUGCUAGCCGCAAGGGGUCGGGUACCACUCAGCGUAUAUGCAACAGCAUCGAGUGUACAGGUGUAUCUCGAGUGUCACUAAUGGAAACCAGUUCGGUCGCCCCUGGAUCAGCUUUUCAGGGGCGCUCAACUAGGGUACUGAGCUGCGAUUAUAGGAGCAGUGAUGCGACUGGCAAGCGGAGGAUAUACGAGAGCCGCAGGGGCAGCGAUGGCCGCUCAUGA
Molecule: messenger RNA, 279 nt
Organism: Blumeria graminis f. sp. triticale
Lineage: Eukaryota; Fungi; Ascomycota; Leotiomycetes; Helotiales; Erysiphaceae
Source: the annotation of a GenBank genome assembly